Molecule: messenger RNA, 769 nt
Organism: Lagopus muta (rock ptarmigan)
Lineage: Eukaryota; Metazoa; Chordata; Aves; Galliformes; Phasianidae
Gene: GOLGA7B
Product: golgin A7 family member B
Exons: 5
Coding region: 162-659 (165 amino acids)
Biological process (GO): protein targeting to membrane; peptidyl-L-cysteine S-palmitoylation
Cellular component (GO): palmitoyltransferase complex
Source: RefSeq, a predicted model, not a curated record
GCCUCCGCCGCGCGGCUCAGCAGCACCGCGGACAGCGCCGGUGCCGCCCGCUCGGUUCUGCCCGGCUCGGUUCGGCUCGGCCCGGCCCCGCCGCCGGCUCCGGUUCCCCCUCGCGGCCCGACCCAGCGCAGCACGGCCCGGCCCGGGGCGCACGGAGCGCCAUGGCCACGGAGGUACACAGCCUGCAGGAGCUGCGGCGCAGCGCAUCCCUGGCCACCAAGGUCUUUGUGCAGCGGGACUACAGCGAUGGGACCACGUGCCAGUUCCAGACUAAGUUCCCCCCAGAGCUGGAGAGCCGGCUUCUGCCCCAGAUUGAGCGUCAGCUAUUUGAGGAGACCAUGAAAACUCUCAAUGGGUUCUAUGCUGAAGCGGAGAAGAUUGGGGGCAGCUCAUACCUGGAGGGGUGCCUGGCCUGUGCCACUGCCUACUUCAUCUUCCUCUGCAUGGAGACACACUACGAGAAGGUCCUGAAGAAGAUCUCCAAGUAUAUCCAGGAGCAGAAUGAGAAGGUCUAUGCACCACGGGGGCUGCUGCUCACUGACCCCCUGGAGCGUGGCAUGAGAGUUAUCGAGAUCUCCAUCUAUGAGGACCGGUGCAGCAGUGGCAGCUCCAGCAGUGGCAGCUCCAGCAGCAGCAGCAGUGGUGGGGGGGGGCGGUGACUGGCAGGGGGAGGUCCCUGCAGGGACGCGUACUGCCGGGACAGCCGCCUCUCUGAGAUCCGCAGGCUGCACUACCAGAGCACCCGCUUCUGAGUCCAGAGUGGGUGGGA